Molecule: messenger RNA, 1263 nt
Organism: Paramecium octaurelia
Lineage: Eukaryota; Ciliophora; Oligohymenophorea; Peniculida; Parameciidae
Source: the annotation of a GenBank genome assembly
AUGUCUAAGUAAAGCUCUUUCUUAGCAAAUCCUUUGAAUGAUAGUUCAAAUGAUUUUAAUGCAAAAGGCUAUAUAAGUGAUAAUCAGCCCAAUUCAGGACAAGAUGAAGAAGACUGCCCAAAAAAUCCAUUAGAAUCAGAUAAUGAAGGAAAUGAAUCAGCAGUCUUAUAACAUUUAAUAGAUAACGAGAGUAUGUGAUGAUGAAAUAUAUUUUAGAAGAAGAUUCCUCUUCCAAAAGUGAUGGUGCCUCUAACCCAAUGAUGGAAAUGGAUCCUGUCUCUUUAGAAAAUGUUAUCAACUAAAAUUUUGCAUCUAUUGGAUAGCAAUAUCAUGUUUGUUAAACAAUUGUGGAUUGUAAUAAGACGAUUGAAUUGCAAUAGGAUUAGAAUCCUUUAUUUUCUUGUGAUGAAUUGUUAGACCCAAGAUAAAGCAAUAAAGAAAAAUCAAAAGAUAUAAUCAAGAAUUAUGAAAGUCAGCUGCAAUAACUUUAAAAAGAGAACUAGCUAUUGAAAAGUAAAAUUAUCUUUAUAAUUGACUCAAAGGUCAACUAAUAGAAAAGGACAUGAAUUUUAGAGAGAAAGCACAACUAAAAGAUAAUGAAAUAGCAAGUUUGAAUGAAUUAAAUAAAAAUCUCAAUGCAGAGAAUGUUUCGAUGAAAGGAGAGAUGUAGAAAUACAAAAAUGAAAUUUAGUCUUUAACAUAAAAAAUUCAUUAACUUUAAGCAGAAAAAUUAAAAUAUCAUAGAUCAAAAACAGGAGCUGAAACAGCAAGAGGAUUUGAUGUUUAAGUAUUAAUUAAACAAUUUAAGGAAUUGCAAAAAGGUACCAGUUUAAAUGAUUAAACAAUCGCCACUAUGAGCGCUAAUCAUUUAGAAAUAAGGAAGAUUCCAACAACAAGUAUUGAUAUACCGUGUCCUUUUUCUGCAAAAUAGAAAUAAGACUAAAGAAAUCAGUUCACUUUUAAGAAUGGGAAACCUGAUGCUAAUCAUCAAACAAGUACUUGAGUAUUUCUAAUUUCUAAGCUGAGCUAUGUGAUACUUAAAGACUGCGGAAGGGACCCAAAAACUAAAGAUCCUUAUAAGAUUUAAUUUUCAAAGCAUAAAUAGGGAUUGCAUUUUCGAAACCAAACAGUAUAAUUGCAAAAUUACACAAUAGGUACUUCCUUGUAAAAGGCUUAAGGUUUAGGGUAACUAUUUUUUGAAAGUAAAUCAACUAGAAACAAUCAGCAAAAAACUUAGUUAGUCCCCAAACAAUGAUCUCCCAG